CUUUUACUCUCCCUUCAACACCACACUGAGACUUCUGUUCAUUCUCUUCUCGCAUACACCUCAGUGCUUGUCACGGCCGUCACGAUCGCUACCGCAAGGACACAGUUUCUUUCACCCUCGGCCCCAGAUCGCAUUGUCCCCAGCCUAGUUCUCACCUCAAAAGGACCCCAGCGCUGACCCCAACACUGACCUGCGUCACGCGCUCCUUCGUUCAUUCGCCAGGAAGUUCGCCGCGACGAGAUUUUGCGACCGUCUUUCCAGGGCUUCCUCAACUUCCCCCUGGAAAUUAGCUCCUUCGAAUCAUAUUGGUGCACUCACCAACAGCUCGUCUGCAAUACCCAACGACGACUCGGCUGCACCAGAGAGCGUGCACCGACCAUGGCCGCCAACGACUACUACUCGUCUUUCGGGGCCAGCAACUCUCAUUCCGACAACCGCACCGAUGCUCCUUUACCACCUGCUCCAGGCGCUCAGUCGACACACUCAAUAUCGCCCGUAACAAGUCCCUUUGACGACACGAACCAAUACGACUACCUUUCGACCAGUCACCAGAACCUGGCGCAACAUCCCGCUCCCAUGGGUUACGACGACACAGCAUACCAUGGUUCGACAAACCAAUAUCCCCAAAAGCCCUAUUUUUCAAACCCACAUCAUAGCGACCCCUUCACAGAUCACAACGCAAUACCCCUACAUUCGCAAGGGAAGAUGGGGUCAGGUUCGACGGGAUAUCAGAUGGAUCCCGAAGGCAGCUCCUAUCAGACAGGUCCUACAAGGUAUAGUCGGAGUAGAAAGAAAGGCUGGUUUAGUGGCAGGAUAACCUGGGUGGUGUAUAUCUUGACUGUCGUUCAAAUUGGUGUUUUUAUAGGCGAACUGGCCAAGAAUGCCGCUCUUACGAGUUCACCUAUACAAACAAAGCCACGAUUCAACAUCAUGAUAGGACCCGGUCCAGGAACCCUCAUCGUCAUGGGAGCGCGUUAUGCUCCAUGCAUGCACAACAUCAGAAACGUAACAGACUUUCCAGAAGUGUUCCGUUGGCCCUGCCCCAACAGCACAACCGACGAUCUAAACUCACCUUCCCGUCAAUGUACACUCCAGCAGCACUGCGGCAUGGGCAGCGGAGUUCCCGAACAAAUCCAUCCGACUCCUUUCAGAGACCGCUCGCGCGAGCCCAACCAAUGGUGGCGAUUCAUCACGCCCAUCUUCCUCCAUGCCGGCAUCAUCCACAUUGGCUUCAACAUGCUCCUCCAACUAACCCUGGGCCGAGAUAUGGAGAAGGAAAUCGGCGCCAUCCGCUUCGCCCUCGUCUACUUCAGCGCAGGCAUCUUCGGCAACGUGCUAGGAGGCAACUACGCCGGCCCCGCACUCCCCUCGACCGGCGCCUCUGGCGCCCUCUUCGGCGUCCUGGCCCUCGUCCUGCUCGACCUCCUGUACAACUGGAACUCGCGCCCCUCGCCCGUCAAAGACCUGCUCUUCCUCCUCCUCGACUUCGCCAUCGCCUUCGUGCUCGGCCUCCUUCCGGGCCUGGACAACUUCGCCCACAUUGGCGGCUUCCUCAUGGGCCUCGUCCUCGGCAUCUGCCUCCUGCAUUCCCCCGCCGCGCUGCGCGAACGCAUCGGCGUCGACGAACCCCCCUACUCGACGGUCGAGAAUCCCACCAUGAGCGGCGCCCUCGGGGGCAAACCGGCCCUGAACGCCUUCGUCAAGAAACCGGUCGGCUUCUUCAAGGGCCGGAAGCCGCUCUGGUGGGCGUGGUGGCUCGUGCGUGCGGGCAGCCUGGUGGCUGUGUUUAUCGGGUUCAUCCUGCUGCUGAAGAAUUUCUACGAGUGGCGGAAUGAGUGUAGUUGGUGCAUGUAUUUGAGCUGCUUGCCCGUGUAUGAUUGGUGCAAGAUGGGCGAUUUCGAUAUCCGCAUCGCCGAGAACAAUCCCACGCAGGGGCAGGAUCAGAGUCAGAAUCCGGCCGCGUUGAUGGCGAGGGCGUUGUUGGCGGGUGGCGGUGUGCUAUAGAUUGAUGUGGGAGUGGUUGAUGUGUUUCGAAACGCGUAGUUAUUUUUAUAUGCUUGUUUCUGUUAUUCUACCGAGUGUAUUUGUGUACUGCUGUUCAUCCUCACGAGAGCGUCGGUUGCAUAUUGCUGCAUCAGUCAGUUGGUUUCUUGUUAGGUUUGGUGGGGAGAGGAAAACCAGGGGUUGGCGGCGCUCAAGGGAAGAGGGGGAAUUUGCAUGGAGGGGAGUUGGCAAAGUUAGAAGUACGACGGGAGGGGUAAGAAUAAGAGAAAUGUAAUGUUUUUGCCGUUGAUGGC
Molecule: messenger RNA, 2297 nt
Organism: Westerdykella ornata
Lineage: Eukaryota; Fungi; Ascomycota; Dothideomycetes; Pleosporales; Sporormiaceae
Product: rhomboid-domain-containing protein
Exons: 3
Coding region: 379-2004 (541 amino acids)
Biological process (GO): proteolysis
Cellular component (GO): membrane
Molecular function (GO): serine-type endopeptidase activity
Source: RefSeq, a predicted model, not a curated record